Molecule: messenger RNA, 1821 nt
Organism: Protopterus annectens (West African lungfish)
Lineage: Eukaryota; Metazoa; Chordata; Ceratodontiformes; Protopteridae
Gene: MRPL18
Product: mitochondrial ribosomal protein L18
Exons: 4
Coding region: 388-933 (181 amino acids)
Biological process (GO): translation
Cellular component (GO): mitochondrion; ribosome
Molecular function (GO): 5S rRNA binding; structural constituent of ribosome
Source: RefSeq, a predicted model, not a curated record
CGUUGAGUGCUAUGUUGCUGCUCCGUAGCAUAUCGUAUGUUGCUGCUCAUUGACUGCAGAGGAACCACUAAUAGCUAUGUUAAUGCCAUGUUAAGCUUCUACUUCUUUCUGAUACCUUUGCAAUUACAAAACUAAACACAACUCCGUAUGUAUUUGGUCCUGAUGCAUUGAAUAAACCUUUCCUUUCUCCGCCCCUUUUUUGAUAGGGACUCACGUGUCCCAAGUUAAUAUGGCUGCCUCCACAGGUAUUGUCGUGGGUUAUAUUUAACUGGAAAAGGCCCUUGAGGAGAAGUAUUAUAUAAUGGUGUAUGUUAUCUUUUUGAAUGAUUACUCGCAUAGCGAUUAGUCACCACCACUACUACUAUUUCUCCAAAGGGAAUUGCAAAAAUGGUUGGCCUAAUAGGAAAUAUGCUGUGGGCCUUAACUAGAAGGACACCAACAGGUGCUCGUUCAUUGGCCACAGCUGUGAGGGUCCCAUGUCCUUCAGAGAAAGAACCUGAUACUAAUGAAAAUGAAGUUGUCAGUCCAAAUUUUUUCAAUCGCAAUCCCCAUAAUUUGGAGCGCAUGGCACUAGCAGUUAAAGACCGUGGUUGGACGACUCAGUGGCCCUCUAGGCUGUAUUGGCAUAGGCUGCGAUAUCAGAAAUCACAACAUCAUAUAACUGCAUUUGUGGAGCACUAUAAUGGUACAGUUGUAGUGCAAGCAUCUACUAAAGAGUGGGCCAUUAAGAAACACUUGUAUAACACACGGGAUGUCAUGGCAUCAGAAAAUGUGGGUCGAGUUCUAGCUCAGCGCUGUCUAGAAGCUGGCAUCAGCUAUGUGACCUUCAGGGUUGUUACUUGGCAGUUUCGCUCGGAAUCGAUUCAGAGGUUUCAUAAAGCAAUGAAAGAUGGUGGAGUUGUUCUCAGUGAACCCAAACAAAUCCUCAGAUAGGACAUGAUGAAAAUACAGACUGUUGGUCUUAUUUCUUUGGCUGCAGAAGAUGAACCAUCCUUCAGAGUGGACCAUCAUGCCACAAAGAGACCUUCAUUUUCUAACAAAAUUUUCCUACUAUUAAUCCCCUUUGGUUUGCAUUACAAACGUGAAGAAAACUACCCCUUAUCAGCUGACAGAGGCACAUCAGUCAACAAAAUGCAAAUAUUGAAUGGUUUUGAGUUGCAUAUUACCUACUGCAAGCAAAAGUGCUGAUGUCAAACUCUGUUGCUAUGAGGCAAGUCAGUGUUUUAAGAAUUUGUACAGUGUAGUAAAAGUGCAUGGAUUAAGGCUGCAUUCAUCCUAACAUAGAUGGCAUUUAGUUGGUGCUUGUGUUUUCAUAUCUGUUAAAAGUCUAUUACGUGAGUGAGAAGAAACGAUUGGUUGAAGACUAGACAUAGAAAAAAACUGCCAUCUGCAUUUCUUGUGCUUCCUACUGUCAUGCUGCUCAGAUUUAUGGUAAUUGUAAUAACGAGCUGUUAAGUAAAAAUCCCAAAAUUGUUCUAAAAGAUAGCCAAAUGGUGGAUUAGACAGGGAUGACUUCACUUCAUUUCUCGACCAGUGUAAGUCAUUUAAAUAAAUAUGCUUAAGAUUACUAUACACUCUGCUAGGAUUAAUGCCUUAUUUUGGAAUCUCUGUAUGUAUUUGUUUUAGUUUGUCUAUGUAGACUUGUUUAAGCAUUCACAGCCAGUUUGCAAAAUGCUUCAUAAUGUAUUUUCUCCUUUUUAAAUUUUGUUACAUCAAUUGACUUUGUCGUUUUGUUAUUUCUUACAUGUUUCCUUGGACUUUUCCAAGUUGUUUUGAAACUGUGGUCCUAAACUGUUGAAUAAAUAAAAAUGUUGAAAUCUA